CUCUACUUUUUCACUGUCUUGUCUCUCCUCGCGCCACUCCUCCACUGUCACCUCACUCUCUUUCCGUCGCCGUCGCCGACUUGCCGGUGAGAUUCCGCUCUUUCUCCUCGUCCUCCUCUUCCGCCGACGUUUCACUACGUCAUCUCCGGGUGCAAAAACCGCUCCUCCAUUUCCGAAAUUAGGGUCAUGGGUUCAUCAGGUAUGGAUAUUGAUGUGGAUGAUAUGAUGGACGAUUGUGAGCCGUUUAGUGUGUCUGAGUUUGGGGAAACUUUUCUCCAAGACUUCUGCAGGAAAGCUGCAACGUCGUUCUUCAAUGAGUAUGGGCUCAUAAGCCACCAGAUCAAUUCUUACAACCAUUUCAUACAACACGGGCUCCAGAAGCUGUUCGAUUCACUAGGUGAAAUGAUCGUUGAGCCCUCGUUUGAUCCAACAAAGAACAAAGACCAUGAUUGGCGGUAUGCCUCGGUGAGGUUUGGGGAAGUCAGUGUUGAAAAGCCUACAUUCUUCGCAAAUGGCAAGGAAUUUAAGUUUCUUCCAAGGCAUGCUAGGCUUCAGAACAUGACGUACUCAUCAAGGAUGAAAGUAAACGUCGAAGUUGAGGUGUUUACGAGGAAAGUUGUCAGGCAAGACAAAUUUAAGACAGGAAAAGAUGAGUUCGUUGAGAAGAAAGUUUUAGACGUUAAAAAACAGGACAUUCCGAUUGGUCGGAUUCCAGUGAUGGUGAAGUCAGAUCUUUGCCACAUGAAGGAUGACGAGAAGGGUGACUGUGCCUUUGAUCAUGGGGGUUAUUUUGUGAUAAAGGGCGCUGAGAAGGUGUUUAUUGCUCAAGAGCAGAUAUGUUUAAAGAGACUCUGGGUUUCCCGUACUCCAGAAUGGACAGUUGCCUACCGUUCAGAAAUGAAAAGAAAUAGACUCAUCGUGCGUCUAGGUGAGCCCCCGAAAUCGGAAAAUUCUAACAGAACAGAGAAAGUUCUUACUGUUUAUUUCUUGUCAACGGAUAUCCCUGUCUGGAUCCUGUUCUUUGCCCUGGGUGUCUCGUCAGACAAAGAAAUCAUUGAUCUGAUUGAUUGUGGCUGUCACUAUGCAAGCUUAGUCAACAUUUUCUUGGCCUCUAUUCGUGAUGCCGAUGGAGUCGGUGAAGGAUUCAGGCAUGGGAUAAAUGCUAUAACAUAUGUAGGAAAUCAAAUAAAAAACACAAAAUUUCCUCCCGGUGAAAGCCCGGAUGAGUGCAUAAGCCUCUAUAUGUUUCCGGGUCUCAAAGGUGUGAAGCAAAAAGCACGUUUCCUGGGCUACAUGGUGAAGUGCCUUCUACUUGCCUACUGUGGGAAACGAAAAUGUGAAAAUAGAGACAGUUUUAGGAACAAAAGGGUUGAUUUGGCAGGAGAAUUGUUAGAGACAGAGCUACGGGUGCAUUUGUUACAUGCAAGAAAGACCAUGACCAAGGCUAUGCAGAGGCACCUGACUGGAGAUGGUGAUCUGAAGCAAAUUGAGCAAUAUUUGGAUGCUUCCAUUAUCACUAAUGGACUAACAAGAGCUUUCUCAACUGGAGCUUGGUCUCAUCCUUUCAAGAAGAUGGAAAGGAUUUCAGGCGUUGUGGCAACUCUAGGUCGAGCAAAUCCAUUGCAGUCAUUGAUUGAUCUUAGGAGAACACGACAACAGGUUCAAUACAAUGGGAAGGUUGGAGAUGCAAGAUAUCCGCACCCUUCUCACUGGGGCCGGGUUUGCUUUCUGUCGACCCCUGAUGGAGAGAAUUGUGGUCUGGUGAAGAAUUUAUCCCUCCUGGGACUUGUUAGCACUGAAAUCUUGGAGCCUCCUGUGCUUAAAGUGCUUUUUGAAUGUGGAAUGGAGGAGCUGGUGAAUGACACGAGCUCAUCGCUGCAUGGCCAAUAUAAAGUGUUUUUGAAUGGAGAUUUGGUAGGAGUCAGUGCAAAUUCUGAAUCUUUUGUCUAUGAGUUGAGAAGUAGGCGGCGUCAGAAGGAAUUACCUCAUCAGAUGGAAAUCAAGAGAGAUGCAAACGACGAAGAAGUAAGAAUUUUCACCGAUGCUGGGAGAAUUCUUCGACCUCUUCUGGUUAUAGAGAACAUUCACAAGUUGAAGCAGGACAAACCGAUACAGUACUCCUUCCAGCGUCUUUUAGACCAAGGGAUUCUUGAGCUGAUUGGAAUUGAAGAAGAAGAAGAUUGCCGCACGGCAUGGGGGAUCAAGCACCUUCUGAAGGAAGAUAAAGUUGGAAUGUCCAAAGGUUAUACACACUGUGAAUUAGACAUGUCUUUCUUGCUAGGUGUUAGCUGUGGAAUUGUUCCGUUUGCCAAUCAUGACCACGCAAGGAGAGUUCUGUACCAGUCCCAGAAACACUGUCAACAGGCCAUUGGUUUCUCCACGACAAACCCUGGUAUCAGAUGUGAUACACUGUCUAAUCAGCUCUUCUAUCCUCAGAAGCCCCUUUUCAGGACACUGGCCUCAGAUUGUCUUGGAAAAGAGGUCUUAUACAAUGGUCAGAAUGCCAUAGUUGCAGUGAAUGUGCAUCUUGGGUUCAAUCAAGAGGACUCAAUUGUAAUGAACAAGGCGUCGUUGGAACGUGGGAUGUUCCGGACUGAGCAUAUUAGGAGCUAUAAAGCCGAGGUGGAUACCAAGGAUGAGAAGAAAAGAAAGAAGCUGGAUGACCAUGUAUACUUUGGGAAGACUGCCAGCAAGAUUGGUCGUGUCGACAGCCUUGAUGAUGAUGGAUUCCCCUUCAUCGGGGCAAAUAUGCAGAGUGGUGACAUUGUCAUCGGCAGAUGUGCCGAGUCAGGGGCUGAUCACAGCAUAAAACUCAAGCACACUGAGAGAGGAAUGGUUCAAAAAGUCAUCUUGUCGUCUAAUGAUGAUGGGAAAAACUUUGCUACAGUUUCUCUGAGGCAGGUUCGUUCCCCGUGUCUUGGAGACAAAUUCUCCAGUAUGCAUGGUCAGAAGGGUGUUUUAGGUUAUCUGGAGUCACAAGAGAACUUUCCUUUCACGAUACAAGGAAUAGUUCCAGAUAUUGUGAUAAACCCACAUGCAUUUCCUUCAAGGCAAACCCCAGGUCAACUGUUAGAGGCUGCUUUGUCCAAGGGAAUUGCAUGUGGUGUCAAAACAAAGGGCAAGACUGUUGGGAGUACAGCAAAAUUGACGAGGCACGCUACUCCUUUCUCCACUCCGACUGUUGACGAUAUCACCGAUCAGCUUCACAGGGCCGGGUUUUCGAGAUGGGGGAGUGAAAGAGUAUACAGCGGUAGGACAGGAGAAAUGGUACGCUCUCUUAUAUUCAUCGGUCCCACGUUCUACCAGCGGCUGGUUCACAUGGCUGAGGACAAAGUCAAGUUCAGGAACACGGGUCCGGUCCACCCGCUAACCCGCCAACCAGUUGCAGAUAGGAAACGGUUUGGAGGCAUUAAGUUUGGAGAGAUGGAACGUGACUGCUUAUUAGCCCACGGCGCCUCAGCCAACCUGCACGAACGUCUCUUCACUCUCAGUGACUCGUCAGAGAUGUAUAUCUGCAGGAGAUGUGAAAGCUUGGCCAAUGUUAUCCAGAGAGCUGUCGGGAACCACAAGAUCCGAGGGCCGUACUGUCAGCUCUGUGGUUCAGCCGACAACAUUGUUCGGGUCAAUGUUCCUUAUGGAGCCAAGCUACUGAGUCAGGAGUUGUUCAGUAUGGGCAUAACUCUCAAGUUUGAGACUAGGCUCUGCUAGGUUAGUUUUCUGUAAAUGUUAUGCAAUGGUUUUGGUAUUUGCUCAGGCUAAUUCACGGAGCUUUUGUGUAAGUUCAGCCUCAUAUCCUGUGGUUCUAGUAUCUGUUUAUAUUAACCGGAUUGAUAACCGGGAUGAUAUUUGGUUUGUACCUUUAUCCCUGUGGUUCUAGUAUCGGUUUAUGCUAACCAGAUUUAUAACCGUAUUUUGGUUUGGUGAAAUGGAAUUUGGUUUCUACA
Molecule: messenger RNA, 3944 nt
Organism: Tarenaya hassleriana
Lineage: Eukaryota; Viridiplantae; Streptophyta; Magnoliopsida; Brassicales; Cleomaceae
Product: DNA-directed RNA polymerases IV and V subunit 2-like
Exons: 8
Coding region: 187-3708 (1173 amino acids)
Biological process (GO): DNA-templated transcription
Cellular component (GO): RNA polymerase II, core complex
Molecular function (GO): DNA binding; ribonucleoside binding; DNA-directed RNA polymerase activity
Source: RefSeq, a predicted model, not a curated record